GGCCCGGCGCACAGUCAGCCACGGUCCCAGCUUGCUCCGCGCGGGCCAACGAGAGCAAGCCCAGUGACUCACCUCCGCCGCGCUAACUCUUCGUAUCUCUCCCCCUCACACACGCUCACACCCGGCUCGAGAUGGCGGCAGCGGCGGCGGCAGCGGCGGGGGACUCCGACUCUUGGGACGCGGACACGUUCUCAGUGGAAGACCCGGUGCGAAAGGUGGGGGGCGGCGGCACUGCCGGCGGAGACCGCUGGGAAGGCGAGGACGAGGACGAGGACGUCAAGGAUAACUGGGAUGAUGAUGAUGAAGAAAAAAAAGAGGAAGCAGAAGUAAAACCAGAAAUAAAAAUUUCAGAAAAGAAAAAAAUAGCAGAGAAGAUAAAAGAGAAAGAAAGGCAACAGAAGAAAAGGCAAGAAGAAAUUAAAAAGAGGUUAGAAGAACCUGAAGAACCUAAAGUGCUAACGCCAGAAGAACAAUUAGCAGAUAAACUGCGGCUUAAGAAAUUACAGGAAGAGUCAGAUCUUGAAUUAGCUAAAGAAACUUUUGGUGUUAACAGUACAGUUUAUGGAAUAGAUGCUAUGAACCCAUCUUCAAGAGAUGAUUUCACAGAGUUUGGAAAGUUACUAAAAGAUAAAAUUACCCAAUAUGAAAAGUCACUAUAUUAUGCCAGUUUUUUGGAAGCCUUAGUUCGAGAUGUGUGUAUUUCAUUGGAAAUUGAUGACUUGAAAAAGAUUACCAAUUCAUUGACUGUGCUUUGCAGUGAAAAACAGAAGCAAGAAAAGCAAAGCAAAGCCAAAAAGAAGAAGAAAGGCGUGGUUCCUGGAGGGGGAUUAAAGGCCACCAUGAAAGAUGAUCUGGCAGAUUAUGGUGGUUAUGAUGGAGGCUAUGUACAAGACUAUGAAGACUUCAUGUGACAUUUUAUCUUCUCCUGGUGUCUUCUUUCUGUUGCCCACAAUCCCUUCAACAUGUAGCACAACUUCCUUUCCUUUCAGUUCUGCCAAAUGCUACAAUCAGAAGUGCAGUAUCUUUUGUGCUGGUUAUUUUACCCCUUGACACUUAGGUGCUAAUGUGCAAAUGAGGGAACGUGGAUCUUGCUGCCAAGGGGUUAAAAUUGGGGAACCUCAAUUGCUACUAAAUCAUAGUUUAAAAAAAAACAAAACCUAAUAAUGUUGUCAUUGUUGCUGUUUGAUUCCAUAGCAGCAGCCACUAAAUUGGAAACAAAGGUUGCAACAUGACAAAAAAUUAUGUAGUAUUUACCAGCACCAUUCAGUAAUACAGCCUUAACCAUACCUCCUUGAACUACUUCAUAACUUGUCAAGAAAAGCAGUUUGCAGCAAGGGCAUGUGGUGUGCACCUAGUAUUAAAAUUGCUUUGUCUUAAAUUGAGCGUGAGGAUGUUAAAAAUACAUUGUGAAGAAGACUGCUUAUCUCAGACUGAAGAUACUGCAGCUGAAAAGUACUAGUGUGAUACUUAAAAAUUAAAUGACCAAAACCCUCCAACUUUGAAGCUGAAGAAGGUAAACUUCUCCAUUUUUGCAGUACAGUAAAAGUUGUGGAAUCUCUUUAUUUAUCAGACUAUUUUUACUGAUGAAGUGCUUCAGAUGGGGGAGGGAAACUGUUUUUAUUUGCCUGAUUCAAGUGUCUGAGAAACAAAUCUCUUUGUUCUCGUAGGCUGCAAUGGAACAACUUUAACAGGGUUUUGGCAUUUCCUUUCCUUUAUAAAACAUGCUCAGCAAACUGCACCAGUUAACUACAGUUUGGUAAAUUGUUAUGUUAACAAUUAUGACAUCUGCAAUGUUUUAUAAAGCAACUAAUUUAAUAAAAUCACUAUUGUGAGGACUUAAAUUUUGUGUUACCUCCCAAGAGAUAUUUUUGGAGAGUACAGAAUGCACCUCUUGGGACUAGAGUUCUUUAUAUACUUAAUAAAGUUUAAUCAGUGCUUGAUGUA
This is a messenger RNA of Ictidomys tridecemlineatus (thirteen-lined ground squirrel), 1944 nucleotides long. It is a transcript of the gene Eif3j, whose product is annotated as eukaryotic translation initiation factor 3 subunit J. NCBI's taxonomy places the organism in Eukaryota, Metazoa, Chordata, Mammalia, Rodentia, Sciuridae. Gene Ontology annotation, cellular component: eukaryotic translation initiation factor 3 complex; cytoplasm. The record is from RefSeq and is a predicted model, not a curated record. Gene Ontology annotation, molecular function: translation initiation factor activity.